Prunus armeniaca (apricot) is the source of this 840-nucleotide messenger RNA. Lineage: Eukaryota; Viridiplantae; Streptophyta; Magnoliopsida; Rosales; Rosaceae. The record is from the annotation of a GenBank genome assembly.
AUGGGGUGCGCGUGCAAGUUCAUCCAAGGAAGCAUUACUCCACCUCUACCGCCUAGUUACAUCCGUGAUAGAAAUUCUGUUGCGCCACCGUCAUCUGCUCUAAAAUCCAAUCCAGUGUUGCUGCCUUCGCUUAGUCUCAAGGCCUCACAAUCUCACGCUCAUGGACUGCCUUGGAAACGGUUUAAUGCAUAUACUAUCCUGCUGGACAAUGGCGGUUGUGACUCUGGCAACAAAAACGGCGGCGGCGGCGGCGGCGGCUGGAAUAAUCCAUUUGAGUCAUCCUCAUGGUGGUGGCAUGACGAAGGUAGUUCCUUUUCGGGUUCUUCUGGGCAUCACCCGUUUAUCUUCUUAUCCUUCUUCUUCUGCUCUGUGGGGUGUUGCUUCUGCCACCUCCGAUUGGCUUAUGCGCUGGCAUCAUCAGAGGAGUGUGAGCCUGUGUGGGAAGUGAGGGGAGGCAACUGGACCAAGCUUAUUCCUGAUUUUGUUAAGGAUGCCUUUGUUGUUGCUCAUGAAGUUGGUUUUGGUUCAUUAAGUGUUGGGAAUCUGUGGUUACAAUGCAAACAUCUGCUUAUGCGAUUGAUGCUCCCAGAAGGCUAUCCCCACUGCGUUACCAGUGAUUACUUGGACUACUCUCUAUGGAGAGGAGUUCAGGGGGUCGCCAGCCAAGUUAGUGGUGUCCUUGCCACUCAGGCAUUGCUUUACGCUGUUGGAUUGGGGAAAGGGGCUAUUCCGGCCGCUGCUGCUGUCAAUUGGGGUGGAGGUUGUUUGCUGAUCUUCUUGAAAAUGCUGCCUUUGGAAUGGAAAUACUCACUCCUGCAUUUCCCCAUCUUUUUCUUUUAA